This is a messenger RNA of Haemorhous mexicanus (house finch), 770 nucleotides long. Its product is annotated as feather keratin Cos2-2-like. Lineage: Eukaryota; Metazoa; Chordata; Aves; Passeriformes; Fringillidae. Gene Ontology annotation, molecular function: structural constituent of cytoskeleton. The record is from RefSeq and is a predicted model, not a curated record. Gene Ontology annotation, cellular component: intermediate filament.
AUGAGCUGGUCAGAAAAUUAUGGCUUCCACUAAGGAGCCCUGGGCCUGAGGCAGGGCAGGACUGCUAUAAAUGCAGCCCAAGUCUCUGCUCUCUCACUCCACUUCUCUCACCUCCUUCUCCUCAGAAAUCAGGUGCAACUGUCACCCCGAGCCAUGUCCUGCUGCAAGCCCUGUGACCCUUGCUGCCAGCCCUGUGGCCCCUGCCCGCUGGCCAGCAGCUGCAAUGAGUGCUGUGUCAGGCAGUGCCAGAGCUCCCACGUUGUCAUUGAGCCGCCUGCCGUGCUGGUGACCCUGCCCGGCCCCAUCCUCAGCUCCUCCCCACAGAACACCGCCGUGGGAUCCUCCACCUCUGCUGCUGUUGGCAACAUCCUCAGCUGUGGCGGAGUGCCCAUCAGCUCUGGGGGCUUUGACAUCUCCUGCAUCACCAACUGCUAUGGCAGCAGUUGUUGUCGUCCCUGCUAAAUCUGCUCCGCGCAUCCUCGGGCAAGAAUCUCCACACCCUCAGAACGUGGAGCUGCACUGAAGAUGGAUCCUUGGAACAAUGGAUUUGUUCUCUUGAUUUACUGCUGGUUUCUUACAUUCUCUUCUCUCCUUUUUUUCUCCCGUCUGCACCACCCAAAGCCAGCCUAGUGGGACCUGUUUGCCUCCCUCCAUCCCUCUGCAGGCCAAGCAAAUGGACACCCCCACUGCACCCCUGUGGCUGCUCCUGGUGUCCUCUUGCAGCUACUUCCUUUUCUUUCUUUGACUCAAUAAAGGUUUUUGCAUCCAAA